GAAGCAGCCAACUGCCACAUGAAACGUGACGUGGGUUAUUCGUGCGAUGCGCCGAAACGAAUGCUGUUCUAUUACGAUGCUCGAACAGGUGCCUGUCAACCAAUGUUAUAUCGAGGCUGCGGAGGCAACGAAAAUAAAUUCGAUAGUGCAGCCGAGUGCAACGAAAUAUGCGGAAAAAAGAAAGCUAGAAAUGAGAGUGACUUAUUCACAGAAAAACACGGACUUGUCGGUGAGUCGUUUGAUCCAGAUAUUGUGCAACCAUUUUUUAAUAUACAUUUAGUGGAUGAGUGCAACAUUCCAACUGAUGCAGACGUCCUAGACGUAGCGAAAACUUGUGAAGACGGUUGCCCGAUGAACUAUCGUUGCAACGAAAACAAUAAAUGUUGUCCGACGAAAGAUUACAUAUGCUCACUUCCUGUCACUAGUGGAUCUGAAAUUACUAUAUUUAAACACUAUGGACGGUACGCACAUCAACAUCAUCUCAGGAAUUGUAUUCGCUUUAGUUAUUUUGGAAGCGGUGGGAACUUCAACAACUUUCGAACGUAUAACGAUUGUAAACGAUUCUGCAUGGAUUCCUGA
Molecule: messenger RNA, 579 nt
Organism: Angiostrongylus costaricensis
Lineage: Eukaryota; Metazoa; Nematoda; Chromadorea; Rhabditida; Metastrongylidae
Source: the annotation of a GenBank genome assembly